AUGAACACUGCUGGUACUAUUUUGCCUGAUGAAGUGCGAGUAAAAUCUGGUAGUGUUGUCCGAAUACUGCCAACUGAUGCAGACGAUGAAACGGUGGGCAGAAGCAACGAACACUUUGAUGACGAUGAUGACAGUGACGAGACCAGUGUUCACCACGAAUCUGAAAGUUCCUCUAUACCAGGUUUACUUUUGUUACAGUUGGAAGCAGUCUACUCAGCGACGUAUUAG
Messenger RNA from Gongylonema pulchrum, 228 nucleotides. The record is from the annotation of a GenBank genome assembly. Lineage: Eukaryota; Metazoa; Nematoda; Chromadorea; Rhabditida; Gongylonematidae.